AUGAAGGUCAUGGGAGUCGUCGGCAAGGGUAACAGCCCACAUAUCCGCGCCAUUGAACCUGGCGAUGUGGUCGUCGUCGUUGGACGCACCGGAGGUCCCAAGAACAAGGUCUUGCGUGCCAUUGUGACACGUAUGCGAAGAGGCCAACCGGACCCUUUGAAGAACGGCAUGCAGAAUGCCUUCGACACCAACUGUGGCGUACUGGUUGACAAGGAAGGGAACCCUGUCGGUUGCUGCCUCAGAACCAGAUUUGAUGUGAAUCAAAAUACACUAUAA
This is a messenger RNA of Cladocopium goreaui, 276 nucleotides long. The record is from the annotation of a GenBank genome assembly. NCBI's taxonomy places the organism in Eukaryota, Dinophyceae, Suessiales, Symbiodiniaceae.